UUGCGCUUAUGAUAAGAAGAGUGCGUGACUAUUACAUACAUUCUUCGUAUCGAACAGACAAGAUUAAUAAAUUAAUAGUUAACACCGUGAUUUCGGAAUUGAUUGAUUAAUUGAGAAUCAUGGACCUGCUUGGCUCAAUUUUAAAUUCAAUGGACAAGCCACCGAGUGUGAGCGAUAAGCAGAAAGCAUUGAUGAAAAAGCAGCGAGAAGAAAUUGAGAAACGUCAAAUAGUGGAAGCGGAAAAACUGAAGGUGUUUAGAGAAAAGGUUGAAGAAAAGAUAAAUAAAUUUCUGCAAAAUGGUGCGGCUCGAGAAUGUAAAUUUCAACCUAUGGAACAGGUCUACAGAAGCAUUAUACACGAUGUUGCAGAAGUGGCCAAUGUAUUAGCAUAUUCUUUUGGGAUGGAGGGAAUCGAUAGAUAUAUAAUAAUAUUUAAAAGGGAAUAUGCUCCAACCGAAGACCACUUAAAUGCAUUGCGUAGAGGAGAAGAAUGGAAUGAGGAAAUAGCCAAGAGAUUAAACGAGGAAAGAGAGAGACAAGCUAAAGAAGAUGAGGAAGCAAACAAAUCUAGGAAGAGAAAACAAGAAUUUGUACCGAUAACCAAUUAUAAAGACAAGUAUAAGCAUCUGAUUGGAGAAGAAGCUGCCUUACAAGCAGCCAGAAAAACUGAAACUAAUCGUAGUUAUGGAUUUGUCCCAAGUGAAAACAAAAAAGAUCAGCGAAGUAUUGAGGAAACUCUAGCAGAUAUUCGUGCAAAAAAGAAGAAGACUGAAGAAUCAGCAAAUCAAGCAUUGGAACCAGAAGAAGAAAAUGUCCCUGAAUGAUGGUAGCUUAGUUGAAUAAUUAUGUUGUAAAGUGAAAUUAAUUGCACUGCUAAACUGUAAAUAGGUAAUAAGUAUUUUUCUGUUCUAAUACAAUUAGUUAUCGUACAUUAGAUGAAUCACAAUCAUUCAUUGGCAUUGAAAUACUACGGAUAAACUACAGAGCUUUAUUCCGUUUCUUUCAAGAUGCCAGAUGUGAUUAAUCAAGUCCCGAUUGCAAAGUAACCUGUGCACCAAUUUUGUACAGAGAUCGUCAUUAUCUUCUGACAAUGAUAUUAUUAAUCUACGUGUAGCUUGUUAUUUAAACAUAACACAUAUUAAUUUAUUACCUGAAUCCUAAAUAUAUUUAUAUGGGAUGCAUUCCAUAUUAAUUUUCAAUUCAAUUUAACACGUGUUAUGUUUAAAUAACAAAUUCAAUGUAGAUUAAUAAUAUGAUUUACCAAUUUUGUACAGAGAUAGCAUUAUCUUCUGCCAAUGAUAUUAUUAAUGUACGUUGAAUUUGUUAUUUAAACAUAACACAUGGUAAGUUAUUAGCUGAAUCCUAAAUAUAUUUACAUGGAAUGCACUCCAUAUUUAUUUUAAAUUCAAUUUAAUACGUGUUCAUCGGACAAACUUUAGUACUAUGCUUUAAUCGAUACGAAACAAUAUUCAUUCAGCGUUAACAAUUGAAAAAAGAUGAGUUAGGUAAUGCUGUAUUAGUUUUAAAUUUGUAGAAUUAGUAUGCGAUUUAAAAAGUACUCUAGUUAUAUAGAAUACAUGAAAUAGGAGAAAUGUCAGCAACAGACUGAUUAGUGAAUAAGAAUAAUUUCGUUAAUUAUUCAUGUCCGAGAGUAUGUUCUUUAUUGCAUAAGUUCCUUCACACGUACAUGUAUUGUUACUCCAUAAAUUCGAAUGUUACUAAAGUUUGCAAAAAAUA
Neodiprion virginianus is the source of this 1737-nucleotide messenger RNA. RefSeq names its product sperm-associated antigen 7 homolog. The record is from RefSeq and is a predicted model, not a curated record. Lineage: Eukaryota; Metazoa; Arthropoda; Insecta; Hymenoptera; Diprionidae. Gene Ontology annotation, molecular function: nucleic acid binding. The transcript is spliced from 5 exons. The coding region runs from base 120 to 824 and encodes 234 amino acids.